GACUAGGUGAGAGAGGCACAGAGCAGGUGAGACAGGGACAGAGAGGGACAGAGAGGGGGUGUGUGAUGGCUGCAGCGUCCCGUCCGCGGGCCUCCUCAUCCCGCUCGGGCUCAGUGCUGGAGGAGGAGCUGUCGUGCCCCGUGUGCUGUGAGAUUUUCCGUGAGCCGGUGGUGCUGAAGUGCAGCCACAGCUUCUGCAAGGCCUGCCUGCAGCAGUUCUGGCGGAAGCGGCCGUCGGCGCGGGAGUGCCCGGUGUGCCGGCGCCGCUGCUCCCUCACCGAGCCGCCCGUCAGCCUGGCCCUCAAAAACGUGUCAGAGACCUUCCUGCGGGAGCGGGGCCUGGCUCCCGGGGCGCGCGCCGAGGUGCUGUGUGCUCCCCAUGCCGAGCCCCUCAAACUCUUCUGUCAGGACGACCUGGAGGCGCUGUGCUUCGUGUGCCACACGUCCCGGAAGCACGCCGGCCACCGCGUCUGCCCGUUGGAGGAGGCUGCGCUCGACCUGAAGGACGAGCUGAAGAAAGACCUGGGCCCUUUGAAAAAGAACCUGCGAUUCCUGUACGAGGCCAAGCAGGAGUGUGAGGACAUGACCGUACACAUCAAGAGUCAGAACCAGCGGACGGAGCAGCGCAUCAGGGAGGAGUUUGAGCAGCUGCAGCAGUUCCUGCGCUGUGAGGAGGCGUCUCGGCUGGCUGCCCUGAGGCAGGAGCAGGAGCAGAAGAGGCAGCUGGUCAGGAGGAGGACGGAGAGCAUCACCCGCGAGAUCCUCUCCCUGUCUCACGCCAUCAUCGCCGUGGACAACGAGAUCGCCACCAACGACGCCCUCUUCCUCCAGAACUACAAGAACACGAAAAGAAGAGCUCAGUGCACUGUGCAGGAUCCAGAGAUGGUUUCAGGGGCACUGAUAGACGUGGCCAAACACCUGGGCAACCUGAAGUACAGAGUCUGGGAGAAGAUGCUGGGAAUUAUUCAAUACACCCCUGUGACCCUGGACCCCAACACGGCCUAUCCCUGGCUCUCGCUGUCCGAGGACCUGACCAGCGUGACCAACAGCGGGGCGGUGCUGAAGGUACCGGACAACCCGGAGCGCUUUGACCACUUCGUGUUCGUGCUGGGCUCGGAGGGCUUCGGCGCCGGGCGCCACGCCUGGGAGGUGCACGUGGGCGACAAGGGGGACUGGGUGCUGGGCGUGGUCAAGGAGUCCAUCAGCAGGAAGGGGAAGAUCUCAGGCAGCCCCGAGGGAGGCUUCUGGACCAUAUCGCACUGUGAGGGCGAGUACAUCGCCAUGACGACGCCACGCACCCAGCUGACCCUGGAGCGGCCCCUGGAGAGGAUUCGGGUGCAGCUGGACUGUGACGCCGGGGAGGUGUCCUUCUCCAACCCCGCAGACAUGACCCCCAUUUACACCUUCAACGACUGCUUCACCGAGAAGAUGUUCCCCUUCUUCUGCCCCGGGGCAAACAUCAAUGGCAACAACCCCGGUCCCCUCAAGAUCUGCCCUGUGAAAGUGGCAGUUUGGAAUAGCGCCACCUGGUGAUGGCAGAGGGCUGUGGCAGCAGACUGAAUGCUGGGUAUCUGUGUUUGCUGGGAGGCGUGAGAUUAGUUUUAAGGAGAAUUUAUCCACAAUUAUUCUAAUUCCUUUUAAUCUGUCAAAACUG
Molecule: messenger RNA, 1653 nt
Organism: Megalops cyprinoides (Indo-Pacific tarpon)
Lineage: Eukaryota; Metazoa; Chordata; Actinopteri; Elopiformes; Megalopidae
Gene: trim35-12
Product: tripartite motif containing 35-12
Exons: 6
Coding region: 66-1532 (488 amino acids)
Molecular function (GO): protein binding; zinc ion binding
Source: RefSeq, a predicted model, not a curated record